Anastrepha obliqua is the source of this 2150-nucleotide messenger RNA. Its product is annotated as serine protease inhibitor 27A-like. Bases 697 to 2124 code for a protein of 475 amino acids. Gene Ontology annotation, molecular function: serine-type endopeptidase inhibitor activity. The transcript has a single exon. Lineage: Eukaryota; Metazoa; Arthropoda; Insecta; Diptera; Tephritidae. The record is from RefSeq and is a predicted model, not a curated record.
AAAAGAUUCCCUGAUUAAUAAAAAAUAACAGUGACGGCUAGUCAAUCGCAUUGAUAAGUGCAGAUUUCCUCUGUUUACUCUCACACACACAUUCGAGAGUAGCCAUCAAAAUACGACUACAUAUUCUGUAACGGCAGGAGAAAAGCAUAUAAAUGCAUUGAGAAAAAAUAACUGCCUACUGACAACAACAAAUAUAUGAGAGUAAAUAUUUUUGCGGUUUAUUGGGAGAUAAGAAACCAAUUCAUUCAUCUCAACGCAACAACAGCGACAGCAACGAAUCUCAACGUAAAAAUAGAAACGUGAGACAAUAAAACUAAAGCUAAGCAACAGUGUUAGUAUUUAUUAGUAGUAGUGCGAGUAAAGCGGCGGAGAGUGCAAAUUUCGAAAGCAACUAACAACUAGCAAUCAAUCAGCGGUUCGCACUUAAAGCGCUUCUGUGGCAUUUGUUUUUGUCACAUCACACAACACACCAAUCAUCAAAGCUGGUUUUCCCCCCAUUGGCCAUAAGAGUAAGCGAUCGCAAUCGAAACCGGUCAUUGUGUGCGCGUAACUUGCUGUGAGCGGUUGAUCAACGAAAAAGUAACCGCGGCUCGUAGUAAACUGAGGCUGAAGUGAAGUGGUUGCCGCUGAUCAAUAAUAAUAAUAAUUAUCUGCGUAAAGUAUAAUAUAAAUUUAGUGAAAUUAUCUAAAGACAUUAUGACGCCGAAUACGUGUGUGAUUCUUGCCAUCAAUGCGUUCCUGAUCACACUCGCACGCACUUCUCCCACAGAGCUAACAAGGCCGGAGAACACGACGCAAUUGGACGCGUUGCAAAAUGUAGCUAAUAAUAAUCAGAAUAACUUCACAAAUCAUAUAUUUGAAAUACCGCCUGGAAUUUUUACAUCAUACCUAUCACCAGCACCAGCUGAUGCGAUUACAAACGACGCAGACGAUUACGUGCCCUAUCGCAGCGAUGUGCAUGAUCGUUUCUCAUGGGCGCUGCUCAAGCAGAUUUUACUAUCAACAGCAACACGGCGCAAUAACAUCAAAACCGCUGCUAUAGAUGGUUUUUUCCCGGAAGACUCAGAGAAUGUCAUAUUCUCACCGUUCUCUGUUAAACUGGUGCUUGCGCUGCUUACAGAGGCGACUGGCAAUGGCACACGCUCACAACGCCAACUACUCGCCACACUGGGCGAUAUAAAAGCCGCUGAUAAUUUACGCAGUUUUUACCGCAAAACGCUUGCUUCAUUGAAGAAAGAGAAUCCCCACUACACGCUGCAUUUGGAGACGCGUCUCUACACGGAUUCUUCAAUUAAGCCACUGCCAGCGUUUGUUGAGCUACUGAAGUCCGCUUAUGAAACUCCCCUUGAAGAAUUGAACUUUGCGGACGGCGUUGCAUCUGCAGCGAAAAUAAAUGCAUGGAUUGCUCGCGCAACUGAGGGCCGCUUACAACAAUUGGUGACGGAGGAGGGUGUGGCAAAUAGUGUUAUGCUGUUAGUGAAUGCCAUCUACUUUAAUGGAUUGUGGCGCCGACAGUUCAGCGAAUCACACCCAGGUGUCUUCUUUCGCACGCCCCACGAGCAAUUGAAGGUUUCGUACAUGGAAUUGACCGACAACUUCUACUACUAUCAAUGCAAUGAGCUGAAAGCGCGUAUUGUUCGUCUCCCCUAUCGUGGUCGGAAGUUCUCAAUGUUUGUAGCGCUACCCAACGAUGGACAAAGCAUAGACUCGCUGCUAAGACGCAUGCAAAAUGAGCAACUGAAGCACAUGCAGUGGAUGAUGGAACGCAUUAAGUUGCGGAUUGUAAUGCCCAAAUUCAAAUUUGGUUAUAAGACCGACCUAAAAGCAGCGCUUUGUCGUUUGGGUGUGGUGGACAUCUUCACCAAUCAGGCGCAAUUGACUGGUAUGGCCGCCGAUGCAGAUGACCGCCUGAUGGUCUCAAAUAUACUACAGAAAAGCGGUAUUGAUGUAAAUGAGCUGGGCACAGAAGCUUAUGCCGCCACCGAGGUAGAGAUUGUGAAUCGCUUCGGCGGCGGCGAAUAUGUGGAAGAGUUCGUUGUGAAUCGGCCGUUUGUGUUCUUCAUUGAGGAGGAGAGUACGGGGAAUAUUCUGUUCGCAGGCAAAGUGAUGAAUCCUACGGCGUAAGGGCGGUGGCCGUAAGAGAUUAUAUA